UCGGCGGCGGGGCUGAGGCCGGCUAGACAUGUUCAAGGGUUACGGAGGAGGAAGGCCACCUCCGCCCGCAGCUCCGCGGCCGCGUUUACCCGCCUUGCCCUCCGCAGUCCGCCCGGGAUCUCAGCAGCAAAAAUUCCAGCCAGAUCCCACAGCCGGCACCAGUGCCACAACUGCCCCUUUUGUGCCCAACCUCAAUACCAUCACUACCAGCCACAACCUGCAGUGGAUGGUACAGCCGUCCCUCAUGGGUGCCUCCCCAGGACUCCCUCCGUUCCCCCGGCCGUAUCGCUGCCCGCAUUACCCAGCUGGCCUCCGUCCUGGCGUCAUUCGCACUACGGGCCCCGGCCUAGUGCCCCGUCGGCGUCACUCCGAGCACCUGACUCCGGAAGAGGACGAGCGACGGAGAUUGCGGAGGGAACGCAACAAACUAGCCGCCGCCAAAUGCCGCAAUCGGCGCAAAGAGCUGACCGACACGUUGCAAACGGAAACGGACCAGCUGGAAGCUGAGCAAUCAUGUCUCCGGAAAGAAAUUGCUGAAUUACAGAAAGAGAGAGAUCGUUUGGAGUUAGUUCUGGAAGCCCACCGUCCCAUCUGCAAGAUCCCGGAAGAAUCCUCCAGAGAUGAGGAGGGGGACUGCUACCGCCGCCCGGACGCCCGUUCCCAAUCGCCGGAGAAGCAGGCGCCAGCCCCAGGGCCCCAGUGUGGCUCUCGCCGGGCGGCCCCGGUGCCCCCUAGCAUCAUCCUGCCCCCCAUGGGCCUGCUGGAGCCGGAGUCUUUGCAUACCCCUACACUCAUGUCCACCCCAUCAUUCACUCCCUUCACCCCAAGUUUGGUCUUCACCUACCCAGUGCCGGGGGACCCCGACGGGCCCUCGGGGUCCGGCUUCCCCUCCGAGCCCUGCUCCUCUGCCCACCGACGGAGCAGCAGUGGAGACCACUCCUCAGAUUCCCUCAAUUCCCCCACACUGCUGGCACUUUGAGGAAACGGCCUUGGGUUGGGCUGUCUCGAAUCUUGUCCCCGUUUUGGGGAGGGGGGUGUUGUCAAAGGAUUAACCGUCCUUCCUGGCUACCCCCAAUUCCCUUUGGAUUCCCUUUGCGACCCCGGUUUCCAACCGAAGUCACCGGACUCCUGCUUUCCCCGCCCAGACGCAGGCAUCAGGUUUCUAGUCCUCAAGACCAGCCGGGAGCCUCUUUUUCCUUUGGUCUGGAAAAGCCCUGCAUUCCAACCAGGGUUUCGCGAAACACUAAAAUAUCUCUUUACUCUUGCCCUCGCCCUCGCCUUUAUAAGGGCCAAGUGGCUAGUCCUCAAGACUGACCUUUUUUUUUCUUUUGACAUUUUCUUUCUGGAAAACAAGCGGGAGUUUUCAGGUCCUUGGAUCAUGUUCAAGAAACAAAAUAUAUAUAUAUCACCGUUUUAAAGUCAUUUUUCACUUUAAAUGGCCUGUAUUUUUAAAACCAAGAAGAGAAAUUUAAGACGAAUAUAGAUUUAUUUUUCUACAAUGACCGCCGGGAUGACGUGGGACGUAGAUUGUCCAGAACUGAAGCUGGUUGGAUAUACUGUAUAUUGUUAUAAACAUACACAUUUUCUUUUCUUUUUUUUCCCCUGAUGCCUCAUGAAAGUUACAUUACAAGGGACGUUUGGACGAAGCCGUGAUUGCUUUGUGCCGUUUUAAAUGCUGCUGCUUGAUUUUUGAUACAAAAAUACAUAUUGUCGUUUCUUGGUGUCUUCAGACCUCAUGGGAAUUAAUUGGAGUUUAGGGUUGACAUUUAAAUAUAAAUAAAAAACGGCAAAGCACAGAACUUAACCAUCAGAGAUCAGCGAGGGAUAAAUUCAUCUGUUUUUUAAUUCUGUAAACUUUAUUUUUUUUAAACAUAUGCUGCAGUGAUUCACAGCGCUGGAAACAAUCCCAGAUGUGUUAUUUUAGAUGGGUUGGGUAUUCCCCCCCCUUUUUGGCUUAACUUUUUCUUGAAAAUAAACCAAAUAUUGCUGCUAGACCUCAUGAAUUCUGUCGGUUUGUCAGGAAUACUAUCUUAAGCGUAGGACGGUCAUUUUGGAAAAUGGAAAGACGUAAAGAUUCCACGGAGAAUUGCAUCUAAAAACGGUAGUUUUUCAACUUAUGACCGCAGUCUUCAUGGCUAAGGAAGGCAGCGGUUAAGUAAGUAACCCCCGAUGGGGUUGAUAAGCCAAUUGCUGCCCUUGUUAAAUGAAUCGUGCGGUCAUUAAGUGAACCCAGCUUCCCCGUCGAUUUUGCCGGCGAAAAACCGGCCAGGAAAUGAAUUAAAUUGAACUGAACUUUAAAUAUGGCCAAGUACGAUUCGACACGCAAGGAAUUCCCCGGCGAUCCUGUGACUCUGGAAACGCUGCAACCAUCAUAAAUACACACCAAUUGCGCCAAGCACCUGAAUUCAAAUCACGGGGAUGACGGGAACAUUGCCACGGUCAUUAACUACGAGAACCAGUCCCUCUUUUCAGGGCUGUCGUAGCUUCGAAGACUUGCCGAAAGGAUGGCUGCAAACCGAGGACUAUCUGAUUAACCGCCAAGUCCAGUCCGAUCGGCGCUUUGCCUCUGCCAAUUUGAGCCUAAAAACCUCAUGAGGACUAGCUGCCCGCAGAGCUGGCUGCCGUAAAUUGGUGACACUUUAAUGCCCAAGCAGGCUAAACAAUAUUCCGUCUUGCGUAACCCAUUUCAGCCUCGCUUCCGGAAGCUGUAAAAGGAAAUUUCAAACAGAGAAGCAAAAACAAAAAAAAAGAGCAUUUUGACUCAUUUGUCCAUGGUAGAAAUCAUCUUUUUUUUCCAAGGAAAAUCACAGCCAGGAACCAAUGCCGUAAUCCCAGCUGAGUCGAAAACUUUUGUUUACAAUCUGGGGUUAGGUUUCCAGCAUUGCUAAAAAAUAAAAAACAGCACGUUUCCCAUCUCUUGCACGCCUUUUCCCCUGUCUCUGUUGGGAAACCUUUCUUUUUUUAAAAUUAAAAAAAAUCUGUACAAGGCGCUUUAGGAUUAAAUGUUUAUUUGGAAAAACGGGACUCAUUAAAAACAAACACUAUUGCAGCAGGAGUGUGUUGUGUGUGGUUUUUCAGCUUCGGUGAGCAUUUUCAGCUCAGGGCGAUCAAGCAGAGAGAGUGGAUUUCUUGUGGGGGCCAGCCGAGGAAACAAAGUGAUGGAUAAAAGCCAGACAUUUUGCAGAAACUUUUCAGAAACUUUAUCCGCUCAACGUUCCCUGUUUCUGGUCGCAUUCGCACAACCAGUUUCCCCGAGCAGGUAGAAAAUGUGAGUUAGUUCUAACUACGUAACAAAUGCUCUGUCCUAACCACUGGCAAUAAAAAUUUCACCAGAUAUAAGCUGGGAAGAUACGACCUGGUAAACUCACUCUGUCAAGGACUUAAGAGUCCUCAUCUCAAAUUAUCUAAGCCCCAGAGCUCACUGUAACAGCAUUUCCCAAAAGGCAUUAAGAGUUGUUAACCUAAUU
Molecule: messenger RNA, 3467 nt
Organism: Thamnophis elegans (Western terrestrial garter snake)
Lineage: Eukaryota; Metazoa; Chordata; Lepidosauria; Squamata; Natricidae
Gene: FOSL1
Product: FOS like 1, AP-1 transcription factor subunit
Exons: 4
Coding region: 29-979 (316 amino acids)
Biological process (GO): regulation of transcription by RNA polymerase II
Cellular component (GO): nucleus
Molecular function (GO): RNA polymerase II cis-regulatory region sequence-specific DNA binding; DNA-binding transcription factor activity, RNA polymerase II-specific
Source: RefSeq, a predicted model, not a curated record